Durotheca rogersii is the source of this 372-nucleotide messenger RNA. RefSeq lists its product as uncharacterized. Bases 1 to 372 code for a protein of 123 amino acids. Lineage: Eukaryota; Fungi; Ascomycota; Sordariomycetes; Xylariales; Xylariaceae. The record is from RefSeq and is a predicted model, not a curated record. The transcript is spliced from 3 exons.
AUGAUUUACCACACAUUGCCGGAACAUCAGGUCGGCAGCGACAGCGACGACAGCGAACCUCGUCUGAAGCGGGCGCCGUUGACGCAGGGAAACUUGACCCUGCCCAAUAAGAUGUUGAAGAGGGCAGAAGUGGUGUCGGCGUUCGCUCCCUCCGACUCCACGGUCAAAUCGUCGUCAAUGAAGAUGACACAAGACUAUCUCAAAACGAUGUCAGGUUUCACCGUCCAAGCCCUAAACAGUGGCAUCCUCUAUGCCGAUAGGGUCGAGGGUACUCCUAACGAAACGACCAUGGUCUGCAAGCAUUCACUGGCUUUCCAAAAAGACGUCGGUUUCAACAGUGCCUUAUCGACUCCACAGUCCGACUCCGCCUAA